AUGACGAACCAGAAUCUAAGCCCCAACCAGAACCUAAGCCCUAACCGGAAAAUGACGGACCAGAAUCUUAACCCUAAAGCCGACCCCCCUGACCGGAAUAAGGUAGAAUUCCCUCUGCUCAACGACGCGAUUCGAUUGGGAGUGAAUGGAAGAUACUCGAAGCGACGGCGAUCUCUGGUGGACAAAGGGGAGUGGAUGGUAGCAAAAACAAAGGAAAGAAAGCAAGGAACCGCUACUAGGCUGGCGUCGGACCCACGUCCAAAGACGAAACCCAAUAACGGUACAAGCGGUUCCCGAUUUGAAGCUUUUAAUGGGAUGACUGAUAAGGAGGGCCAGGGAAGCGAGGAGACCCAGUUGGAGAGCAAUGAACACGAGGCUAUUUAUAUCCCUCCGAAACAGGAUAAAGGCAAAGGAAUAGCGAGGACCAAGGAGGAAUGGCGGGCCAUGAAAAAUAAAGGGAAGGGGCAACUGAACGUGAAUCUUGUAAGUAAUGGCGAGGGGGCUCAGUCUAAUACACCUAUAGGAACGGAUGAACAGCAGGUACAAGUAGUGCAGAAGAAGGGACAAGAAGGAAGAGGCGGGGAAUUAACCAGUAGAUCCAGGCUCGCGGCCACUGAGGAAUCUCUUGAACUUCUUAGUUCUCAAGGUCAAAUUGUAUUUAAGGCGGCGUCCAGCCUGGACUCGUCGAAACAUAGUGCGGUUCACGUAUUAGACAACCCCAUAUUCAACGAUAAUAAUGUAUCAGGCCCUGAAGCUUUCUUCGAGAACCAAAAGGAGGACAUGACAAUGAUUGAUUCACCGACCUCGCAUCACAAGGAUCUUUCUUUAUCAGAUGUCCAAGCUGAUGGGGGCUCGUCAAGCCCCACAAAGGCCAGACUUUCUAUGGCCGAAUUUCUUUCCUCCGAUGGUGGCCGCGAAACAAGACCU
This is a messenger RNA of Striga asiatica, 927 nucleotides long. NCBI's taxonomy places the organism in Eukaryota, Viridiplantae, Streptophyta, Magnoliopsida, Lamiales, Orobanchaceae. The record is from the annotation of a GenBank genome assembly.